AUGACUAAGCACAGUUCCCUCGAGAGAGGGAGCUGGGAUUUCGGCGUGGAGGCGUAUUUCCUGCUAGGGCGGGCACUGUGGGAGGCUGCUUCUCAGGCAGGGUCGGCUCAGGUCCUGCGAUGCCUCGUGCGUGAGCUGCAGCUGAUGUCUGGCAGAGACGCCGAGGGCACCCGCGUGCUCUGUGACUUCCUGGCGGCCCCCUGGAUGCGGGCCCUCAUCCAGGUUCACGACCGUCUCCGGAAAUACUCCCAGACCAGGCCCGCUCCGGCCGAGCACCGGGCCCGGACUUUAUCGGAUGAGGUGGCGGAGUUACUACGCAAGGGCAAGCAGACCGAUGACACCCGCGAGCUGAGCAGCCUCCUGCGCGCACCUCAUGUCGGGGCUUUGCUCUCAGCCCACGACGCGGUGGCUCUAGAAGACUUUGAACCAAUCCUCCCGCCGCUGCCGGACAAUCUCCCCGAGGACGAAGACGCCAUGAGGAUCGUCUGCUUGGUGAGAAACAGGCAGCCUCUGGGUGCCACUAUCAAGCGUCACGAAGUGACUGGAGACAUUGUGAUUGCCAGGGUUAUCCUAGGAGGACUGGCAGACAGAAGCGGGUUGUUACACGCUGGAGAUAAGCUGGUGGAAGUGAACGGAGUCUCAGUGGCAGGAUUGGACCCAGAGCAAAUCAUCCCCAUUCUGGCUUUGUCACGGGGCGCCGUUGUGUUCAAAAUGGUUCCGGUUUCCGACCGUCCCGUAAAUGACCAGACACCGCUGUACGUGCGGGCCAUGAUGGACUACCAGCCCCAGUGGGACCCGGCCAUCCCCUGCGCGGACGCCGGCCUGCCCUUCCGCCGGGGCGACAUCCUGCAGAUCGUGGACCAAAACGAUACCCACUGGUGGCAGGCGAGGAAGGCCUCAGACCAGGGCACCUGUGCCGGCCUCGUUCCUUCAAGUUACCUUCUGACGAGGAAGAAGCAGGAGUUCUGGUCGUCUCCGUCCUUCCGGGCUCUACCCUACCACAAGUCAACACUAUUGAGCACCGUGGAAGAGGACGAUGACAUGAAAAUUGAUGAAAAUUGGGUGGAAGCAGAUGAAGAACUAUUUGAAUCUGAGGAGCUUAAAGAAGAGGAAGAGGAGUUUGCCGGGGUUGACCAGCGGACAUUUAUCGCCGGUUUCCGCCGCAGCACGCGUCUCUGUCGCAGGAGGUCCGCCCAAGGCCCGCGGCCUGGCAUCCCCCCGUGCUGCCCGGGUGGCCGUUGCGGUGGCGGAGGGGGGCCCUACGAAGAGGUGGCGAGGUACCGGAGGAGUCCAACAGAUAGACACCGCGCCAUCGUGCUCGUGGGCCCAUCGGGAGUUGGAGUGAACGAACUGAGGAGACGACUCGUCCGAUUCGACCCCGACCGCUUUCAGAGUGCGGUGCCACACACCACUCGCGCUCAGAAGAGCUAUGAAGAAGACGGCAGGGAGUAUCACUACGUGUCGAGGGCAACGUUUGAGAGCAUGGUGUAUAGCCACAGGAUGUUAGAAUUCGGCAGCUACCGGGGCCAUUUCUACGGCACCAGCGUGGACGCCGUGCGCUCCGUCUUGGAGGGCGGAAAGAUCUGCGUCCUGGACCUGGAACCGCAGGGAAUUCAGGAGGCCCGAACCCCCGAACUCAAGCCCUACGUGAUCUUCAUCAAGCCCCCCAACGGGAGCCGCCUGCGGCGAUCUCGGAAAGAAGCCACGAUCAUCACGGACUACUUUCUGAACGCUAAAUUCAAGGACGAAGACCUGCAGGAGAUGGAGGAUUCGGCCCGGAGAACGGAGGCGCGGUUCGGUCAGUUUUUCGACGAGGCGAUCGUCAACGACGACCUGGCCCGGGCCUUCGGGCAGCUGCUGUCCGCCGUCCAGAGGGCACAGGGCGAGCCUCAGUGGGUCCCCGCCGCUUGGCUGUCCGCCCGAUGA
Molecule: messenger RNA, 1926 nt
Organism: Tachyglossus aculeatus (Australian echidna)
Lineage: Eukaryota; Metazoa; Chordata; Mammalia; Monotremata; Tachyglossidae
Gene: MPP4
Product: membrane palmitoylated protein 4
Exons: 21
Coding region: 1-1926 (641 amino acids)
Cellular component (GO): adherens junction; plasma membrane
Molecular function (GO): protein binding
Source: RefSeq, a predicted model, not a curated record